This is a messenger RNA of Lolium perenne, 590 nucleotides long. Lineage: Eukaryota; Viridiplantae; Streptophyta; Magnoliopsida; Poales; Poaceae. The record is from RefSeq and is a predicted model, not a curated record.
GCCCGCAAUGAGCGGGGAAUAGGAUUCGCGUGCCUCCUGGGGCGCGGCGCAUUCCUCUCCUCCUCCGCCCACGCCGUCGCCGCCGUAAUCCUCAUCGCCUUCCUCCACCUCCCCCUCUCAAUCCACACCCCUCCUCCCCCACUAGCCGUGAAACAGGAGCAUGAACAGGAUGAGAGCUCCUCCUCCUGCGACCUCUCCUCCCCGCUGGACCAGCACCGUGCUUGACCGGCGCCUCUUCCACCUCAUGAUGCGCAGAGUCAGCGACGCCUGCCCCGACGUCCACUUCGCCCGGCCCGUCCCCGGUGACCCGCCCUCCGCCUCCUGCGACAUGGGCCUGACACGCACGCUCCGACUCCUCUGCCUCCGCCUCCGCCUCCGCCUCCCACACGGCCACCACCAAGGCUACAGCCGCUUCGCCAUCGCUAACGCCCUCGAACUCACCCUCUGCCUCGCCGCUACCUAAACCGCCGCCGGCAUGCCGGAUGAGGGAAACACCUCGGGAGGCCUGGAACAGGUGGGGAGCGCAGGGCCAGCUUGGGUUCCGCCUCAUCAGGAAAUUCGGGGACAUCCAGCCGUGGAGUUAGUAACAG